AUGCUGAAGCCAUCAGCUAGUGAAGCCUGGGGCCGGGAUGUUGGUCCCCCGCUGGACGGCCACCUCCUGCUUCGAUGCCGCCAGCUACUUACGACGGAGGAGGAAAGAACAGCCUUGCUAGACACCAGCAGUCCCCCGCUGUCAGUGUCUGAUGACUAUGCCCUCCCGCCCCUGGACGAGUCAGAGGCUCUUUCUGUUGCUCCCAGUCAGGGGAAACUUGGUGACCUGGUGGGCAAAGAGUUCAUCGAUACGUCCUUGAGAACGUCCCCCCGGCGCUGA
Messenger RNA from Rangifer tarandus platyrhynchus (Svalbard reindeer), 279 nucleotides. The record is from the annotation of a GenBank genome assembly. Lineage: Eukaryota; Metazoa; Chordata; Mammalia; Artiodactyla; Cervidae.